AUGUCUCGCCGCUCGUCUUCCGCCAUGUCGGCCCGCUCGCCCUCAAUCGCACACAGCGCCAUCUCCAUCAAGAUGCGGAACUUCGCCAUGCAGGGCAAGCCCGUCAUCGACAUCUCGCUGAACGGCGAGACCGGCUCGCACGGCAGCUACGUCACGUCCGUGUCCACCAUGGACAAGCUGGAGGGCGAGGUGUCCGUCACUGCCCCGCGCGACACCAGAUUCGAUGACAUCGAGAUCGCCUUUGUCGGCCAAUCCACCACAUACGUCGACAAGUUUGCAAGUGCUCCCACCAUGUCCUCGCGCUCCGACGCUACCCAUCAGUUCCUCAAGCUUCGCCAGCCUAUCGACGAGUCCACGCUCCCCAUGCCCAGAAUCGCCGAGGCUGGCCGCACUUACAGGUUCCCCUUCACUUUCGUCAUUCCCGCACAUCUUCUCCCACGCUCCUGCCAACGUUACGGAAACGACCAGGUCCGCGCCGCCCACCUGCAGCUGCCUCCUAGCCUGGGCGACACAUCCAUUGCCGGCCACUGCGGCAAGCUUCUGGAUGACCUCGCCCCGGAAAUGGCAAGGAUUUCUUAUGCCAUCAAGGUGACCGUCACCCGUGAACGCGAGACCGACGCCAAGGUCGUGACGCUUGUGGACAAAAUCAAGAAAGUACGCGUGAAGCCGGCCUUUGAAGAGCAGCCCCCUCUUGUCGUGGGAUCCAACGAUUCCGAGUACCGUCUCAGGCAAGAAAAAAACGUCCGCAAGGGCAUCUUCAAGGGAAAGCUGGGCAGAUUGGUCAUGGAGACGCAGCAGCCACGCAGCCUUUGCAUCCCUGGCGCACGCAUCCCGGUCAAUGGUCCCAUCACCACCUCGGCCAAAGUUGCCUUGCGUUUCGAUCCCGCCGAUGAAAACAGUCUCCCGCCAAGGCUGGGUAGCCUUAGCAGCAAGCUCAGGGUCACAACCUACUUUGCCACCACGCCACGCCGUCAAUUCCCAUCCCACGAGCACGUCAUGCUCGACAUGUCCCAAGGCACCUUCACCGACACUCUUCCGCUCUCUUCGCGUUGUAUGGCCGGCGCCCAAUGGACCAAGCACACGCCCACGGCCGCUGAGAUCGCUGCCGCAUCCGACCCGGCCAUCUCUCGCCGCGACUCGGGCAUCAGCGACUGCUCCGCCGUAUCCACCGGCAAAAACAUCCCCGAGCCAUCAGCCUCCUACGUCGCCGGUAGACCCUACUACACUGCCAACCUCCUCAUCCCGAUCGAAUUGCCCGCCAACAAGACCUUCCUCCCCACCUUCCACUCCUGCCUCAUCUCUCGCGUAUACCGCCUCGACCUUUCCCUCUCCGUCUCCACAACAUCCUCCAUCUCCCUGAAGGUGCCCGUCCAGAUCAGCGCCGAGUCGAGCACCGAGGGCGCUUCCGAGAGUGCUUCGCGCGCCGCCAGCCAGUCGCUGCAGAGCGAGAUGGACGCCGCGAUGAACGAAGUCUUCGCGCCCAGGAGCGUCGCCCCGCCCAGCGCCGAGUUCUUGGAGGGCAGCCAGAGGAUGCAAGCGAUUGGCAAUGCCGCGCCGCCGGGAUACGAGGCCGCGGAUUUCGCCGGCAUGCAGACGAGGGGCGUCGAGACUGUUAUCAGCGUGAUGAGCUGA
Diplodia corticola is the source of this 1632-nucleotide messenger RNA. RefSeq names its product arrestin domain-containing protein. The transcript has 2 exons. The coding region runs from base 1 to 1632 and encodes 543 amino acids. Lineage: Eukaryota; Fungi; Ascomycota; Dothideomycetes; Botryosphaeriales; Botryosphaeriaceae. The record is from RefSeq and is a predicted model, not a curated record.